Molecule: messenger RNA, 917 nt
Organism: Moneuplotes crassus
Lineage: Eukaryota; Ciliophora; Spirotrichea; Euplotida; Euplotidae
Source: the annotation of a GenBank genome assembly
CUUGAAUGGAGGUUAAAGCUGAAGUCGUAGAAAAAUUACAGAAGCUAAUUCAUAUGUACAAUCAGGCGAAGGAGCUGACUAAGAUUCAGCCUAAACUUAAAGAUGAAACAAAACUCCAAGAAUUUAAAGAAGAAGUGAAAGAAUUCAGCUUUGGAAUCAAUCAAACACCUGCACUCCCAGUUGAGCCAAAAGAAUUAACAAAAGCUGAAUUAAAAUAAGCUUGAUAGCUCGAUUCUCUACACAGAAGCAAACGAAGCCAUAAAGGAAGCUCAAAAACUCUCAAACAAAGUUGAAAGUGGAGAAAACAUCAUUUUCAAAGACUCUUUCUCCGAUCUAAAAUAGCGAGAUUACCCAGCGUAAAGAGAUUAAUCAAUGCCUUCAGAACAUAAUCAAGGACCUCCAGGACAAACUUGUUGAAAAAUAAGGACAAAACUAAUAAAUUAAAUGAGAAAAUCACCCAGAAGAAGCAAGAGAUCAAAGACCUUGAGGAAAACUUUGAGGAACUUAAAACUCGCAAGGAGAAUGAAAUCGCCCAAGAAGCCAGUAAAGCUCAUGUGAUGAAGCAAGAGAUCUUUAAAUUUAAGAGGAAGAUUGAUUUUAAAGACCAACAGAGCAGGCUUACGUAUUACCUCACAGAGAAACUCUCUGAGAAUACAGCAAGGAUCUAUAGUGAGCAAAGGAAGAAGGAAAUCACAGAACAGCUUAUUACAGAAGGAAUCGAGCUCCUUGAAGCAAAGAUUCAGGAAGAAGAGGACAAAUAUCAAAAUAUUGACUCUAUAGUGAACCCUGUACAACAGAGAAUUGAAGAGCUUUUACAGAAAGAAAGUGAGUUCAUGGAGCAAUACACUAAAGAACAUCAAGGCAUUGGGAGAAGUGACAGUGACACUGAGUAAAUAGUUCAAUUUCAAUAAAAGAUA